AUGUCACCGGCAGCGUCGUUUGCCAAACGAUGGGCCCACGAUAACCUGACCCGGGAGCCCACCCCGGACGAACUAACCGUUUUGGAAUUGUUCUCUAUUACUUGUGAAGGAGAUGAGGAAGAAGCAGCUAAAAGAGCGCGGCGAUACUACAAAGCUCGAGGACCAGGUGGAUUGACGGAACUGUGGCACAAAAGAUAUCCUGAUGACGAGGAUAUUCUGUCGAGUUGUCAAGAUGCAUACAUCGUUCCACUACGAGUCCGUAGUGUUGGUGGUCGCCGCAUGACGCUGGUCAGACUUCCAGCUCCCACAGCUUUAGACAGACCAUUAUCUGCCCGAGCGUUACUGGCGAGAUGGCUGAUGAUUUUAGAUAUAAGAUUACGGGAGGAUCCAACCCCGGGCGAAGAAGUUGUAUUCAUUGACGUAAGUGAUUUGCAACCAUCGCAUUUGAAGAACCAUUUCAGGGGCAACUACUGGAAGGAUUUUGUCUGGUGUAUGAGGACAGCAUAUCCACUGAGAUUCUCCGAAGUCCAUAUAAUUAACACGCAGCGUCUGAAAACUAUGUCCUUAUUACUUCUACACGUCGGCCUUUAUCCGUGGCGACGCAAGGUCGUGCAGUUACAUUCAAGCUCUGAAGAAAUUAACCAUAUAAUGGGCGUUGAUUACUUUCCACCGGAAGGCUUACCACAUGAAUACGGUGGAAAGGCUGGCGCUAUGAAAGAUCUGAAUGAUGAAUGGACAAAGAAACUGCUAUCAAACUCCUGCUGGCUUCAGUUAGAAGAACGUAAAUACUAUGAAACGGAGCUGACUCCGGAGGUACGCAUACGGACGCGACAUCGAAGUGCCGUACGAAACCUUCGCGGAGCCAUCGGUUCUUAUGACGUGAUCACGAGGACCCACUCCUGUAAAUCGCUAAAUAGGCAUGAUGAUAUCGACGAGGGAGCCCAUGGUGCUUAUAGAACUCUGAAAGUGACAUCUGACAGAAAUUUGUAUGUGUAA
Messenger RNA from Parnassius mnemosyne (clouded apollo), 996 nucleotides. The record is from the annotation of a GenBank genome assembly. NCBI's taxonomy places the organism in Eukaryota, Metazoa, Arthropoda, Insecta, Lepidoptera, Papilionidae.